Messenger RNA from Momordica charantia (bitter melon), 2089 nucleotides. Its product is annotated as SWIB/MDM2 and Plus-3 and GYF domain-containing protein. NCBI's taxonomy places the organism in Eukaryota, Viridiplantae, Streptophyta, Magnoliopsida, Cucurbitales, Cucurbitaceae. The record is from RefSeq and is a predicted model, not a curated record. Gene Ontology annotation, molecular function: DNA binding; protein binding.
GUUCGUAUAAUUUUUUGACAAAACCGCUGUUAUUUCCAUCAUCGUUUACGGGGAAGUUUGGAAGCUUCGCUGUUAUCCUUGGCCAGGUAUCAAUCUCUUUCUCGAACGACGAAGCUAUCGACUAUCUAGGAUGAGGAAUGGAUUCGCUUGAAUGGAUCGAAAGUAGUAGACAGCAGGUAUGUUCUCCCGUAAGAAUGAAAAGGAAAAUUAGAUCCAAGAGAUAUGAAUUCGUUGGCUGGGGAUCAAGACCACUUAUCGAAUUUCUUGCAUCAAUAGGAAAGGAUAUCAGCGAGAAGAUUUCUCGACACGACGUUACCUCCAUUAUAAACGAGUAUGUCAAUAUUAAUAAUCUUCUUCAUCCCUCUAGAAAGAAAAGAAUCAUCUGCGAUGAUAGGCUCCUUUCCAUUUUCGGAAGGAAAACAAUUGGCCGUAUUAAAAUCCAUGACAUGCUAGAACCACACUUUGCCGAGAAUCAAGAUGAAUCAGAUGAUGACUUUUCAUGCAGCUCGGACGAGACUGAGAAUCUUUCAAAUACCUUCAAACGGGAUAAUGGCAUAACCCCUGGAAGAAAGCUCAAUCAGAAGACGAGAGUGCUGGUGAACCCAAAUAGCUAUUUUGCUGCCAUAGUUCCUGGCAAUAUUAAUCUUGUCUACUUGAGAAAGAGUUUAGUAGAGGAUCUGCUUAAAGAUCCUGGAACCUUUGAAAGCAAGUUGAUUGGUAGCUUUGUCAGGAUUAAAUCUGACCCCCACGACUAUCUUCAGAAAAAUACUCAUCAGCUCGUGCAGGUUAUAGGGGUGAAGAAAAUUUCUAUAUCUGGUGAUUUGAGUACAAAAUUCAUUCUUCAUGCUUCCAAUGUGAUGAAAGAUAUCAGUAUUUGCAUGCUUUCAGAUGAAAAGUUCUCUGAGGAGGAAUGCAAAGAUCUGGAUUUGAGAGUAAAACACGGCUUGGUCAAGAGGUUAACUGUUGCAGAGUUUCAACAAAAAGUCGAAGUCCUGCAUGUGGAUAUUACUAAGCAUUGGCUUUUAAGCGAAAUUUCUUUGCUGCAAAACCUCAUUGAUCAAGCGAAUGAAAAGGGGUGGCGCAGGGAGCUUGAUCAAUACCUGGAGAAAAAGCAGCUCCUUCAGACUGCAGAAGAACAGUCACGCAUACUGCGUGAGAUUCCACAAGUGAUUGCAGAUGAAACAGAAUUGAAAAGCAUUUAUGUUAGUGCAGAUCAAGGAGAUAAUGUGACUAAUGAAGGAGAUGAAACAAAAUUGCAGAUGAGAGGCGAGGCUUUAGAUGAUACAAAUCAAGGAGAUACUGUACCUAAUUCAAGCCAAAAGAUUGCUUUUUAUGUUGCAGAAAAUGGAACUGCAGCUUUGAUGUCCAACAUAAAAGAAGUUGCAGAAUCUCGACAGGGUGUUCUUGAUGAAGAACAGCCUCCAAAACCAGUAGAAUCUACGUAUAAUUGCAAUAAUGAGACAGAAAUUAUGAAUGAGGUGGAGAAAGGCUGUCAAGCGAGCGAGCGGAUUAAAGAAUCUGGAGUGAUUAAUUUGAGCGAUGAUGAUGAACAACCAAGGUUUGAAGAGCAUGAUUGGGGUAUCAAACUAAGAAGCUUAAUUUGGUAUUAUUUAGAUCCCCAGGGGGACGUACAAGGGCCCUUUUCUCUUGCGUCAUUAAAGAAUUGGAAGGAUGCUGACUAUUUUCCUUCAGAUUUCAAAGUCUGGAAGACGGGUCAGAAUCAAGAUGAAGCUGUUUUAUUGAGCGACAUUCUUUCCCCCUUCUUUUCGUAAUAAUUGGUGCUCCUGAAAUUCUUGAUUUCUGUUUCAAAUAGUGGCAUUACAUGGAUGGGUAAACUUCCCAACUUUCUUGUUUCCUCAUCUUUAAUGAGGUUGUAUAAAUUUGUUAUGGUUAGUGGAACAUAUGCGUUAAUUGUUGCAAUUCUGGGGUGAGGACAUCCAAGACCCCUUUCAUCACUCUUAACAUUUUAUUUAAAUCAGCACCUGCAAGUUGCAGAAUCUUUCCAAAAUCUCGUACUUGUAAAACACCUGUAAAUCCUGAAGAUGAACUGAGAAUGACUAUUUAUCUGGACCCCCCUUGCGACUACAAA